UCUGUUUCAAUAACACGGUAUUCAGAAUCAAAUCGGUUUGACGACGGUUAAAUUGCGCAUGCGCAGAAGGCAGUCAUAUGCUGUUGUCAUGAGACGGUUUGUAAUCGAUGGUAGUGAAGUUUAACCGGAAACAUGAAGUUUUCGCUGUUGUUUUUUGGGUUAUUGUGUGUUUGUGUCUCUGUGAGUUAUUCCACAAAUCCAAUCCAGACUUUUGUCAUCCCUCACAGUCACAUGGAUGUCGGAUGGGUUUACACAGUCCAGGAGAGCAUGCAUGCUUAUGCGGCGAACGUGUACACCACCGUUGUGGAGGAGCUGACACGAGUUAAGAGUCACAGAUUUAUCGUAGUUGAACAAGAAUUCUUCCGACUGUGGUGGGAUACCACAGCAUCUCAGUGGCACAAGACACAGGUGAGGCAGCUUGUGCAGGAAGAGCGUCUGGAGUUUGUUAUUGGCGGUCAAGUGAUGCAUGACGAGGCAGUGACGGAUAUUGAUGAUGCCAUCCUUCAGUUAACAGAGGGACAUGGGUUCUUGUAUGAAACAUUUGGUGUUAGGCCUCGCUUCUCCUGGCAUGUUGACCCCUUCGGUGCCUCUGCCACCACUCCAGUCCUUUUUGCCCUGGCUGGAUUUGAUGCUCAUCUCAUCUCUCGUAUUGACUACGACCUCAAAGAUGAGAUGCAAAAAAACAAGAGACUGCAAUUUGUGUGGAGGGGAUCAUCCUCCUUAGGGGAGGCACAGGAGAUGUUUACACAUACAAUGGAUCAGUACAGUUACUGCACACCAUCAUACCUCCCCUUUUCAAACAAGUCAGGGUUUUAUUGGAAUGGAGUUGCUGUGUUUCCAGACCCACCUAAAGAUGGCGUGUAUCCCAACAUGAGCCUUCCAGUUACAAAGGACACUUUGGAGCCCUAUGCUCAAACCAUGGUGACCAACAUUAAACAAAGGGCCCAGUGGCUCCAGACCAGUCAUGUUCUCUGGCCUUGGGGAUGUGACAAGCAGUUCUACAAUGCCUCAGUGCAGUUCACAAAUAUGGACAUGUUAAUGAAUUACAUCAACCAGCGUAGCAAGGAGUUUGGUGUGACUGUCCAGUAUGCCACAGUUAAAGACUACUUCCAAGCUUUGUACCAAUCGAAUAUGUCCUGGGAGGUGAGGGGAAGCCAAGAUUUUCUCCCCUAUUCCACUGAGCAAUUCCAGGCAUGGACAGGAUUCUAUGCCUCCCGAAAUGUUUUGAAAGGAGUUGCAAGAAGAGCCAGUUCCCUUUCCCAUGCUGCAGAGUCUUUGUUUGUGCGCUACCGGAUCAAGUACCCUGAUGGCCCUGUCCAGAAAGAGUGGGCCAUGAGCAAACUCAAAGCCAUCAGAUGGGCUGUCUCUGAAGUUCAACAUCAUGAUGGUAUUACGGGCACAGAAUCACCAAAAGUGGCAGAUAUGUACAUGGAUCACCUCAUGCAAGGGAUGAUGGGCGUGCAAGAACUUUUGGCAGCCAUGUUUCUUCUUCCUCAAAAUCCGGGCAUUCCUAUCAACUCAUUAAGCCCAGAUAAUACAGAGUUGUCAAAGGAUCUUGAGCAGCACAUCAUUGUGUACAACCCACUUGCUUGGAAUGUUACAACAUACAUCAACAUUUCGGUGAAAUAUCCUAUGGCACUUGUGUUCGACGAUAAUGGGAACGCAGUUCCUGCUCAGAUCCAGACAUCUGCUGAGUCAGCAGAUGAUUAUGACCUUUUUAUUGUGGUGGAACUGGGUGGACUUCAAUACAGAAAAUACAGUAUUCAGUUCCCACAGUCAAAGUGUAACAUUGGUACUACCUGUGGACUCACUUACAUAGCGAGGGUGGUGAAUUUUAAGAGACGGCACGUUAGCGAGUGGAAGAAAAAAGGGAGAUUGCUCUUGCCUGUGCUGAACGAUUGCUACGUGCUGCUGUUCGACCAGGAGACAAAUCUUCUACAUAGUAUAAAACUCAGACAUGAGAAGAUGACCGUGAAGAUACAACAAGACUUUUGGGAAUACAAGGCCAAUGGAGAUGUCCACGCUGGGCCUAUCUCAGAUAACUAUGUCUUUACUGUCAAUGAUACUGUCCCUGGGUACAAAUCUGUCUCAAUGCAAAUAAUACCAGGGAAAAUCAUUUCUGAAAUACGUCAGUACUUCUACAGGGAGGAAUCUGAUAAGAACCACACUUACUCUGUGGUCACCCGGGUGCCACUGGGCUUCAGUGACAAGUUAUUAUGCCAGAGAUUGGAUCAGAGCUAUGAAGUGGGCCCUCUACUGGUGAACAGAGAAGCUGUACUCAGAACCACCACCAGUCUGACUAACAACAAGACAAUAUAUACUGAUAAUAACGGCUAUCAGAUGAUGAAAAGGGAGUACAAGAAGUAUACCAACAAUACAUUAUCUAGAAACUACUACCCAAUGGUACGAGGAGCAUACAUUGGAGAUGACAACAGCAGAUUGGUGCUUCUCAGCGAGAGAGCGCAUGGAGUAGCUAGUCUCAGCCAGGGCCAGAUAGAGGUGAUGCUACAUAGGCGGCUUUGGAACAACCAGGAGUGGAAUCUGGGAUAUAACUUGACCUUGAAUGAUUCCUCAGUGGUUCGGCCAGUUCUGUGGAUGAUGGUUGGCUCUCCUGCUGCAAUGACCUCUAUCUAUCAGCGGGCAGCAUUACAGCUACAGCAUAGGCCAGUGGUAUUAGCUAUAGACAAACCUGAGAAACCAUGGAGGAGGAGAGAGCGCAAGAAUGGACCCACUGUUCAGCCUGUAGUUUUGCCUCAGAAUCUCCACCUACAGUAUUUCAGUAUACCUGGUUGGAGCUACAACCCAAAACACGCCCAGCACCUGCAGGAUCUUAACUUUGGUGAAGAAAAAGCAGCUAAAUCAGACUUUGAUUGGGUUCUCUUGAGGAUUGCUCACUUGUAUGAGAAAGGAGAGGAUCCUGCUCUGUCCCAACCUAUAACCAUCAACUUAAAGGAAGUCAUGCAGGGAAUCGGGGAAAUAAAGGAAGUGCAGGAACGUUCCCUCACAGGAACCUGGAACAUCACAGACCUUCAGAGAUGGAGGUGGAGGACAACUGAAAAGGGAGAGAACACUGAGAGCACCAGCUCCUUUCGAGGUGUGACUGAGGACUUCACUGUUACCAUAUCACCCAAAGAGAUCAGAACUUUCUUGCUUUACUUUAAAUAGUACUCUGUAGUCUGCCCUUUCACUCAGUUAAAUCACAAAUUUGAGUUUAUGAAAACUUUGUGUUGUGUGUAAACUUUCAUUACAUCCCUGGAAAAGUUUCUUUUAACAUAAACAUUUUGUCUUUUUCUGAAAUGGCCAUUUUCUUAAACUCAGAUUCCUGGUGCAGCAAACCUUUAUGCGUCUUCUGUGAAGACAUAGAACUAGUUCUGUAUUACUUGAUUUGAUUUAUUGGUGAUCUUUUU
Molecule: messenger RNA, 3407 nt
Organism: Tachysurus vachellii
Lineage: Eukaryota; Metazoa; Chordata; Actinopteri; Siluriformes; Bagridae
Gene: man2b2
Product: mannosidase, alpha, class 2B, member 2
Exons: 19
Coding region: 133-3165 (1010 amino acids)
Biological process (GO): mannose metabolic process
Cellular component (GO): lysosome
Molecular function (GO): carbohydrate binding; alpha-mannosidase activity
Source: RefSeq, a predicted model, not a curated record